Messenger RNA from Aspergillus homomorphus CBS 101889, 363 nucleotides. RefSeq names its product putative prefoldin subunit 1. The transcript is spliced from 3 exons. Gene Ontology annotation, cellular component: prefoldin complex; cytoplasm. The record is from RefSeq and is a predicted model, not a curated record. Gene Ontology annotation, molecular function: protein folding chaperone. Gene Ontology annotation, biological process: protein folding. NCBI's taxonomy places the organism in Eukaryota, Fungi, Ascomycota, Eurotiomycetes, Eurotiales, Aspergillaceae. The coding region runs from base 1 to 363 and encodes 120 amino acids.
AUGUCCAUCCCCAACGAAGCUCUGCAGAAGAUUUUGCAAGAAAUCGAAGCCCAAGCCAUCAGCUCCCAACAACAACUGGGCAUCACGAAGGCCCAAAUCACCACCAAACAACGCGACAUCCGCAUGCUCGAACUCACAUCCAAGGAAAUCGGAGAUCUACCCAAGGAAACGCGCGUAUAUGAGGGUGUCGGGAAAAUGUUCGUCGCCGUUCCCAUCCCCACCAUCGACAAGCGUAUAUCCAGCGAGAGCAACGAGCUCAAAUCCGAGAUUACCGGACUGGAGAAGAAGUUACAUUACCUGGAGAUGACGCAUAAGAACAGUCGGGACAACUUGGAACAAAUCCUGAAGGCGGGGCGGGCUUGA